AUGGACAUGGACAUGGGCGGCAUGGACCACGAUAUGGGAGGGAGCUGUCAGAUAUCAAUGCUCUGGAACUGGAACACCAUCGACGCAUGCUUCCUCUCCUCCUCCUGGCACAUCACAUCAAAAGGCAUGUUCGCAGGCUCCUGCAUCGGCGUCAUCGUACUCGUCAUGGCCCUCGAGUUUCUCCGCCGACUAGGUCGCGAAUACGACGCCUUCAUCAUCAACCGCGCAAGACUCCGCGCGAAAUACCUCGAUCUUGACCCCGCCACACUCACAAGUACAAAGCCAGGUGCUGGACCUGCGGAGGAAACGUGCUGUUCAUCCAGCUCCAACAACAAUGAUAACGAUAACGAUAACGAUGCUGGACCUUCGAAAACCCCAGCACCAGUAUCAGUACCAACAUCAGCACUAGCAACAGGUUUCAAAGGAGGAAGAGGAGAAGGGAAGAGAGGCAUCCGCCCCACGCCCAUCGAACAGACGAUCCGGGCCCUGUUGCAUAUGGUGCAGUUCGCGGUGGCCUACUUCGUGAUGCUGCUGGCGAUGUAUUUCAACGGGUACAUCAUCAUAUGUAUUUUCAUCGGGGCGUUUCUGGGGGCGAUGAUGUUUUCGUGGGAGGAGAUUGGGGGGAAUGGGUUUGAGAAUGAUGCGACGGCGGUGACGAAGUGUUGUGGGUGA
This is a messenger RNA of Aspergillus steynii IBT 23096, 672 nucleotides long. RefSeq names its product high-affinity Cu transporter CTR3. The record is from RefSeq and is a predicted model, not a curated record. The transcript has 4 exons. The coding region runs from base 1 to 672 and encodes 223 amino acids. Gene Ontology annotation, molecular function: copper ion transmembrane transporter activity. Gene Ontology annotation, biological process: copper ion transmembrane transport. Gene Ontology annotation, cellular component: membrane. NCBI's taxonomy places the organism in Eukaryota, Fungi, Ascomycota, Eurotiomycetes, Eurotiales, Aspergillaceae.